AGUUGCUGAAGGAGAGGAGGAGUGGGAUGGUGUGAAGCGCGCGGAGUCUGGGGCGGAGGCGAGCGGCGGGUGUGCGCGACUCGGUGUGAUUCACGCCGGAGAUCCCAAGGAGAAGAGGCAAUUUGGACAUAAAGAGAAACAUCAAGGGCAUGAGUGCACAGAGGAAAGACCAUGUGAGGGCAUGGCUACAAGGCAGCCAUCUGUAAACCAAGGAGAGAGACCUCAAAGGAAAUCAACCCUGCUGACACCUUGAUCGUGGACUUCUAGCCUCUAGAACUGUGUUGGCUACGUUUGUGGUUUUAAGAAAGCCUGAGCACCUGAAGGCAGCCCUUGGAAAAGCCCUUUCCGAGGGCAUUCAGAACCUCCUGCUCCUAGAGGUGAAGCUGAACUGUCACCAGGACUUAUGACCCGUGGCUUCGCUCCCAUUCUGCCCGGCGAGUUCCACAAGAUGGGCUCCUUCCGCAGGCCUAGACCGCGCUUCAUGAGCUCCCCUGUGCUCAGCGACCUUCCCCGAUUCCAAGCGACUCGGCAGGCUCUGCAGCUGAGCUCCAGCUCAGCCUGGAACAGCGUUCAGACUGCUGUGAUCAACGUUUUCAAAGGGGGCGGCUUGCAAAGCAACGAGCUCUAUGCCCUGAACGAAAACAUCAGGCGGCUGUUGAAGAGUGAACUUGGAUCAUUCAUUACAGACUAUUUUCAGAACCAGCUUCUUGCAAAAGGACUGUUCUUUGUGGAGGAGAAGAUCAAGCUGUGUGAAGGUGAAAAUCGCAUUGAGGUUCUGGCUGAAGUCUGGGACCACUUCUUCACUGAGACUCUCCCUACCCUGCAGGCAAUAUUUUAUCCAGUUCAGGGCCAGGAGCUGACUAUCCGCCAGAUCUCCCUGCUGGGCUUCCGAGACCUGGUCCUGCUGAAGGUGAAGCUGGGUGAUCUGCUGCUGCUGGCCCAGUCCAAGCUGCCCUCGUCCAUUGUCCAGAUGUUGCUCAUCCUGCAGAGUGUUCACGAGCCCACAGGCCCAAGUGAGAGUUAUUUGCAACUGGAGGAGCUGGUGAAGCAAGUGGUUUCUCCUUUCCUCGGCAUCAGCGGGGACCGUAGCUUCUCAGGCCCCACGUACACGCUGGCCAGGCGGCACUCCAGGGUCCGGCCCAAGGUGACUGUCCUGAACUAUGCUUCCCCGAUAACCGCAGUCAGCCGGCCACUGAAUGAGAUGGUCUUGACCCCACUGACGGAGCAGGAGGGGGAAGCCUACUUGGAGAAGUGUGGCAGCGUGCGGCGGCACACGGUGGCCAACGCCCACUCGGACAUCCAGCUGCUGGCCAUGGCCUCCAUGAUGCACUCAGGCCUGGGGGAGGAGGCUAGCAGUGAGGACAAGUGCCUUCUCCUGCCACCCAGCUUCCCCCCACCCCACCGGCAGUGCUCCAGCGAGCCCAACAUCACCGAUAGCCCUGACGGACUGGAGGAGGGGGCCAGGGGCAGCCAGGAGGGCUCAGAGCUGAACUGUGCUUCCCUCAGCUGAGUCGCCACCCCCAGGCCUUUCCACCUCCUGUUAUGCAACCAGGAUGAGGACACCGCCAUCUCCAUGGAUUACUGAGGGGCCUCUUGCUUUAGGCAAUGCUGCCUUAUUUCUUUCAGGGUACUGUCCUGGUCAAAAUGCCUUAAGGGGAAACCGCUGUUGUAAACCUCUUCAUUUUGAUGACUGACCAGUUCUUUGUAGCCACCAAUUGUAGUGACCAAUUGCCUAAUGGUCACUUUCUGACUCCAGCCUUGCCAGCCUGACUCAGAUCCUCAUCUCUGGGCCUUUCCUCCUCCGAUGUUGGACUGCCUAAUGUUCCCAAUGACAUAUCCAGUACUUCUGGCAUUUCUGGAGCAGGAGGUUGUCAGGACCACACGUACAACCACCAAGGAUGUGUUGGCCUUUGGAGUUUCCCUUUAGGUUCCUUGUGAUGCGGUGGGUUAUGAGUGAAAAAUUUGUGAAGAGGGAACUCCUCUCCCCCAUUUUGUGUAGAGUGAAAAUAGCCUGCAGCCCCUACUCAGCAGGGCUCUGGGAAUGUGCCUGCCUUAUUUUAGUUUCAGAAUUGCUGGGAAAGUUACCCCUCUGGUGGGUAAGGAUCUGUCCUCACCUACAUCCAUAUCCUAUGUGCUGCUUGCACAGAGGCCUUUGGCUUUUGACCCAGAGGGGCUGUGAGGCUGGAGCUGCCCUGUCUUUCAUUGAGCCUCAGCAUUUCCCUCAUAGGCUUCCUCUCAAGCUCAAGGAACUCACCCCCAGAUGCCUCCUGUCUCUCUCAUUUCAGAAACAGACUUUCUUAUCAUGCUUUCCUAUGGUGGGUGUGAGGGGCCAACUGAUACCAACCAACUAGCCUGUACCUGGAUUUGACUUGAAUUUUUAAAAUGUGUGUUGUUUCAAAAAAAAAGUUUGCAAAUUUUGCACGUGGGAUCUUGCACUGUUCAUUUCCACUGGGGUGAAUCUUCACACUAAAAUCACAAGCAGAGCUCCUGGGAAAAGAGACUGGAAGUGGGUCAGGAUAAAGAGAUCUAUGGUGCACAGAGCUCUUAUGUCACAGAGCUCUAGAAGCAGCUGGACUUGAAUCCACAGUGGCCUAUGUAAAUUUGCGAAUUUCAUGGUUUCUGGGAAAAGCUGCAUUGGGGUGGGGAGACCCAGUUUGCCUCAUGGGCAGAGGAUUCUUCCAGGAAGCAUGGAAAAUGGAAUGUUUCUAUGCUUUACAGUGCGGGGAGAGAGGGGACAUGUGGGCAGGACCUUUUGGAAGGAUGUUUAUUCCCUGUGGUUAAAGAAAUGCCCGGAAUUUCUAACACGUGAAGCACUUGGGGGCUGCAGGCCAUGGCACGGUGCUGCAUCCUUCUGCUGCUCCCUCCAGGUCUGGGGGCUUUUAUCCACCUUGAAUUCCUAUCCUCCUCUUUGUAGUUGUCUGUCUCACUGAUAACAGCUCCAGGAAAAAAGACAAGGCUCCUCCUCUGACCCUUCCUGUUGAUGUUUAUGAAAUCUCAAAGAGAUGAGCCACCUUGGCUUCCAAUAUGGCAAGAGGGUGCUGGGAGAAGGUGAAGAUCAGUCUAAGCUGCCAUGGCGAUGAGACCUUCUCAUUUAACUCUUGAUGGCAUUUCCCUUCUGGCUGAAGAUUUGAAAUAUGAUCAGAAUUGUGCUCUUGAUGGCUGGGAAUUUAGAAAUUUAAGAGUUAUUUCAUUUUCAUUCUAAGAAUGAUGGGAGAGAAAUGUCCAAAAGAGAUCUGCUGAUUGGCUGAGAAUUUCAAACAAAAAAAAAACAUCUCUGUGUAUGUGUUGGAUAAAGUCUACAGAUUGACUAACAUGCAUUAGCAAAUGGAACAUCAGUAGGUAGCAACAUGAUGAUUUAUGUAACUGACAGCUUCUGUCCUUAUUAGUACACUUAACAUUUGAGACUAGUAUUUAUUGAUCCAGGCAAAUUAAUCAAUCAUGCUUGGGCUUACUUUUUCAGUUUGUAAGGUUAAUCACAUGUGCAUGCGUGCGUGUGUAUAUAAAUGCCUUUUCCAUGUCUUAAAUGUCCCUGAUGAGGAGAGCAGUCAUCAAUUAAAUAUAUAAGCUCUUAAAAUGAGAAUGGGGGUUUCAGUAUAGACCCAGUAUACUUAAUUGCUGAUGACUGUUAGCCAGUUUACAACUUUACCAUCGAUGUACACACUUGAUAUUUGUGCAGUAGACUGUACCUAUAAAAAUUUGAUUGAUGUUUAUGAUCAUGUUAGCUAUCAGAGGGCUAUUGGAAGAGUGAUAGCUGAGGUGUUUUUAACCAUUUUUUCUCUCCUAGAUUCGUUUUCAUUAUUUAUGCUAGGAUUUUCCUAUGGUUGACAUUUGAUGACAGGAAGCAAUCACGACUCUUCGAUUGAGCUCACAGAAACCUUUCAUGUCGUCUGUUUCCAAAACGAAUUCAAUAAACAACAUUUUGUCCUUG
Mandrillus leucophaeus (drill) is the source of this 3928-nucleotide messenger RNA. It is a transcript of the gene PRR5L, whose product is annotated as proline rich 5 like. Gene Ontology annotation, cellular component: TORC2 complex. The coding region runs from base 404 to 1510 and encodes 368 amino acids. The record is from RefSeq and is a predicted model, not a curated record. NCBI's taxonomy places the organism in Eukaryota, Metazoa, Chordata, Mammalia, Primates, Cercopithecidae. Gene Ontology annotation, biological process: TORC2 signaling. The transcript has 11 exons.